CAAGAUUGAUCUGUUUGGAUCUUGGUCCAUGAUGGCCUUUUUAUUGAUUUUGACGAUUGGAUCUCUCUAUGAAUGGAAAAGGGGUGCUUCGGAUCGGGAGUAACCACUAGUGAAAGGGCUAAGGGGGGAAGGACAUAGGAAAGAAGGAUGCCUACAAAAAAUCAAUUGAUUCGUCAUGGUAGAGAAGAAAAACGGCGCACGGACCGUACUCGAGCUUCGGAUCAAUGUCCCCAGAAGCAAGGAGUAUGCCUGCGUGUUUCGACGAGAACACCGAAAAAACCUAAUUCAGCUCUACGUAAGAUAGCAAAAGUACGGUUGAGCAAUCGACAUGAUAUAUUUGCUCACAUUCCAGGCGAAGGUCAUAAUUCGCAGGAACAUUCUAUAGUCUUAGUCAGAGGAGGUAGAGUGAAAGAUUCGCCAGGUGUGAAAUCCCAUCGUAUUCGAGGAGUCAAGGAUUUGCUGGGAAUUCCGGAUCGUAGAAAGGGAAGAUCUAAAUAUGGUGCAGAAAGACCAAAAUCGAAAUGAAUGGAAGAUGCCUCUGGAACUUUUUGGUUCUUUUGUUCGGGAGACAACCAUUGUAGAUUCCAGCCGAGAAGACAAAAAAAGGGUAUCCCCAUGGAGCAGUUUUGGGACUUAUUUCAAAAUCUGAUACACAAAGCGUGGGAAACCGAACCCGCUUUUGUUGUAAAAGUAGCAGCAAUAGUCGUAAUUUUAGUCUUCAUAGCCACGUUUAUCUCCAACCACUGCCUCAAGUGGAGAUGCUUCCUGUAUAAUAAAAAACAGGGCAAUGUCCUAUUUGAGAUUGAGGACUCUGUCUCCGGUUUCAAAAUGAAACCGACACCUCGAGUGCCAAUUCCUGUAAGGAAGACCCAGAAAAAGUUGGAUGUAAGGAAGCUGAAGCGGAAAUGCAAUUCUCGGUGAUGGUAUGGUAGGAAGCCAACCCAUCAAAAGGAAAGGUGAGCAGCCCUUAUUGCACAAACGGCCUACUUAUAGCCCUAUUUA
Molecule: messenger RNA, 1002 nt
Organism: Panicum virgatum (switchgrass)
Lineage: Eukaryota; Viridiplantae; Streptophyta; Magnoliopsida; Poales; Poaceae
Product: ribosomal protein S12, mitochondrial
Exons: 1
Coding region: 148-525 (125 amino acids)
Biological process (GO): translation
Cellular component (GO): ribosome; small ribosomal subunit
Molecular function (GO): structural constituent of ribosome
Source: RefSeq, a predicted model, not a curated record